This is a messenger RNA of Stylonychia lemnae, 1548 nucleotides long. The record is from the annotation of a GenBank genome assembly. NCBI's taxonomy places the organism in Eukaryota, Ciliophora, Spirotrichea, Sporadotrichida, Oxytrichidae.
AUGAGCAGAAAUAGAAACAGAAUACCUGCAGAUAGAAUCUAAGGAAUCCAAACUCUUGAGCUAGAGUAAAGACCAGACCUUGCUUAAGAUGAGUAUUUGGAUAAGCCAUUGAAUAGCUAAAAAGAUGAAUACCGAGGCCAUCACUAUUCGACUUUAGCUCCACCGCUAUUAAGCACCAGUAAGAGCAAAUUGAUAAGUUAGAUAGCUCGAGGUGGCUAUAAUGAUUUGGAAACCCCUUUGGAAGGUAGACAUUCAGAAUUCAAUAUUUCUAGCAUCCCUUAGAGCGCAUUACUUCAUCACCCAUAAAAGCUUGCUUUAAAAAAGAAAAUUCUUCCCUCUACUACUGGAAAGGACAUGUAAUUCUAUAGUAAUAAUCUAAAUAAGUCAGAUUAUGUGGAUAAUAUAAACCUGAGCAAUAAAAAUGAUUAAUCUUUCUCUAAAUUCGCUAAGCAUCAUAGCCUUAAUAAAACAGUGAUCACGACUUAGGAACAUGAUACUAGGAAUGGAAAGAGCAUAAUAGGCAACUAAACAACCAAGUCUAGUUUUCAUAAGAUGAAUUUGUUGCCUAAGCUAAACAAAAGUUCAAGAACUAGAGAUAACUUUAACACAAGUAAAAAGAGGAUAUCCCAUAAUGUGGUGGUGGAUGAGUAAACAGAAAGUUUUAUGAGUAACGGUCUAGAUAUAAAGUAAAAAGUCAGUUUAAAUGGAAUUGAUAACAGUAUUGAAAAUGUGACUGAAUUAGUACACUCAGCCUUAGAAGCGUUAUAGUUAGAUAUAAAUAAAAGACCUUUAGAGACAGAGGACAUUGGUAGACUUUGCUCACAAUUUGGACUCUAAUUAUCUCCCUUCCAAUAGUAUGAAGCCUUAUUCUAUGCUAGAAAAUCAUCUUAGGAAGCAUCUAAAUUUUCACUCGUAUUAUUGAUAACUUGGCUUAGCAAGCACUUGCCUAUUUUGAGGCCUGUAAAUAGAAAUCUAAAUAAAAGUGUCCUAAAUUAAACAAGUAGCUAAGACUUUGAUGAUUUUGGGAAAUCAAUGACAAGAAGAAAUUUUAACAAUUCCUUUAUGCAGAGAGGUGAUAAUCAAUAUAGAUCUGUGGGUAGAAAUUAAAUAAACCCAUAUGCCUCUAUGUUUUCAGGCGAUACUAAUCUACAAUCCAGGACAAUCUAUGCUGAUCAAGACUUUAAAUAGUAAGUUUAGCAAACAGUAAAGCUACUUCAAAAGUUGCCCACAUUAAAGAAGACUAUAUAAUCUAAGAUGAUGAAAUGGCAGGAUGACAGGGAAGAAGAUGCUGCAAAACAAGGUAUAGAGGGAGCAGUCAAAGCUAGAAUGGAUAUCAAGGCAUUUUAUCGAAGAAAAGAGGAAGAAAGGGAAGCAUUGCUUAAGAAGUUUUUAGAAAAUGAGCCUAAUGCUUGCCAUGCUAGCAAUCUUUAUAGGUUACUGACCAAACGAUGGACUGAAGAGCCUAAUGCUUACAAGGUAUGUUCAAAGCUUACGCCAAAGAAAUAAAAAAGAAUAAGAGAUAUACUUCUUGAAAAUAGAUAUAAUUGA